AUGACGGACAGACAUGACAGUGAGAAAAGGCAAAGAAAGGAAAACUUCACGCCACGAGAAAUACAAAAACUCGUCGAUCUGGUGUCCGUGAGGUGGAAACUGAUAAGCAGCAAGUUUGGGGAUAAUGUGACUCUUGAACGAAAAAACAAGGCCUGGAAAGAAAUUACCCUUAAAAUUAACAGUAUUUCGCCAUGCCUUCGAACUAAGGAAGAGUUGAAGAAAAAAUGGGACGAUCUCAAACUGAAUGCGAAGAAGAAGGCAUCAAAGAAGACGCGUUCGGUGGCUGUAACAGGGAAUCUACCCCUAGACGACCCGUCCUCGGGUGACAAUUGUGCCAGUGGUGGAGGAAUGUCAUGUAGCCUCAACAACAUGGACGAGAGGAUUGUUGGACUAAUGGGCAAUGACCUUGUCCAAGGCAUUGAUGGAGGGUACGGCUCGGCAGCCAGACAAACCACACCCAAAAGCAGGACAAAGACUGUGAAGUCGCCAACUAUGAUGUCACCAAGUCACGGCGCAUCAGGUAGUGACGCAUCAGGUAGUGAUUUGGAUGACUUUGAUAUCUCGCAAGGCAGCCCCACUUUUGGCAUCACAUCGAAGAGGUCGAAGAAUAAUCCGCAUUAUGAAGGGUCUCCAAUUAAAAGCCCAACACCACCACCGUUUGAGAGAACGCAAAUGCAAGUGAAGCACCAGCCCUGCGUCAAAAGACCAAAUGCGUCUGCUGCUGUCGGGGUUGCCAUCGGGACACCAGAAGCGAAAUCCUCUAAGACCGCACCUCCCCCAACGCCAACUGCCGAACUGGUCACCACUGAGAAACAACGCCUGGAAAUCUACAAGCAGCGGCUAAAGCUUGAAGAAAAAAGAACGAAGUUGACAGAGACGGCUGUAGAAUUGCUUCAAACCUUGGUGUCUAUUGAGAAAGAUAAAGUGAAGGGCAAUGAAAAUCGUGUAGACAAAUCAAAGGAUGAUGUACAUGUACCUGUUAAUAUUUUUGAGCAAUUUAAAAAAAGGAAGCAGACCAAGAAGUAAGUUGUGGGUCUCAGUAUAUUUCAUUAAAUUUUGCCCUUCACAUCUGAAAGAAUGGACUGGUCUAUUUCAACACGGAAGUGCGGUAAAUAUAUACGACUGGCGGUAAGCCAAU
Molecule: messenger RNA, 1138 nt
Organism: Lineus longissimus
Lineage: Eukaryota; Metazoa; Nemertea; Pilidiophora; Heteronemertea; Lineidae
Exons: 3
Coding region: 1-1026 (341 amino acids)
Cellular component (GO): nucleus
Source: RefSeq, a predicted model, not a curated record